Molecule: messenger RNA, 2286 nt
Organism: Penaeus monodon (black tiger shrimp)
Lineage: Eukaryota; Metazoa; Arthropoda; Malacostraca; Decapoda; Penaeidae
Product: calcium-activated potassium channel subunit alpha-1-like
Exons: 6
Coding region: 1640-2272 (210 amino acids)
Biological process (GO): potassium ion transport
Cellular component (GO): membrane
Source: RefSeq, a predicted model, not a curated record
UUAGUAAUCAAGUUUCCUAAGGGCUAUUGAUACAUUGGGUUAGCGAAGUUUGAAGCUUGUGUCACAUAACUGAAUGCUGUAUUUCCAGCAGACCCAUGACUUGUGCUAUUUAACCUGGCUCUACUUCACCGCAGUUACAGCAACUGCUGUCGGCUAUGGUGAUGUCUCAUGCAAGACAAUAAUAAGCAGAUUAAUCCUCACCUAACCCUUGCCACAAUGGCAGAUAUUGAAAGUAAACUGUGGCUGACAGUCUUUGAUAAAAAAUACAGGUCAUCAGAUCAUGAGGGUAAUCUUCGUACUGAAGAUUGAAGAAAUAGGAGGUUAUGCUGAGAUAUCCCAUUUAAUUAUCAUCUGGAAGUACCUGAUCAGGAUAUUAACGUGGUGGUUUGUGGUGACUGGGUUUAUAUAUUAUGUAAGUAAGGAUAUGAAUACUUUUGUACCAGACUUAGUGAGGAUGAUUUUAGCCGUAUUUCCGGACUUUACUCCUUAUAGACCGAUAUUGCGCAACAAGUUAGUGUCUAUGUAGUUUUCUUCCUGUUUCUUUAUUCAAUAUUAAUGUGAAAUAAACUGAAAAUCCUGCUGAUAAAAAAAGACCAAAGCACUGUAAGAAAUGGAGUGAAAAGGAAGUCUGAGGGAGCUGAGUUGCCUUUGUCUUCAUACUCCCCUUUUUAUUUCUUUACUGUAUUUUUUUAUCUUUUGUAAUAUUUUUCCCUAAUUACCUCUCAUCAGGCAUAUUGUGUUUUGUGGCCACCUGAACACAGAGAAGAUCCGUAUUUUUAUAAAGACAAGGAUUAACAGGGAUGCUGACCUGGUCUUUCUGGGCGAUUGUACUCCGUGUGUGAACUGCGAAUCACCACUCGAAGGCUUGCAUCCUGUCCAAGGCCUGGUUCAAGAUGGUCGAGAACUUGCUGCGAUCCAUAAAGCACGUGCCUGCAUUUUCCUCUCAAACCAAAAUAGCAAAGACCAGGAAGGGGAAGACUUAGGAAACAUAAAGUUGGCAUUAGAUGUCUCAAGAUCCACAGCUUCCCCAGUACUCCUGGAAUUGCUUCAGUGCAAGAGCAAGGUUGCUUUCACAUACCAGUUGGUACCAGUGAGACUAAGUUCAUUUGAUAUUGUUGAUUUACUUGAAUAGUUUAGAUUUGUAUUUUACAGGAACUCUUUGAUGAGGUGUUUCAGCCAAGACCAGAAGACGGCGAUGUGAGUGUCUUCUGCUAUGCAGAGUUUAAGCUUAGACUGAUGGGCUAUUCAUGCCUCAUCCCUGGAUUCUCCACAUUACUGGCAAACCUAAUUUUGCCAGAUAGGGUUGAAGAUAUCGCCAGUGUACGUACAUCCGUUAAUCUAAGUUGAUUGGUGUUUUUGUUAGUAAUCAAGUUUCCUAAGGGCUAUUGAUACAUUGGGUUAGCGAAGUUUGAAGCUUGUGUCACAUAACUGAAUGCUGUAUUUCCAGCAGACCCAUGACUUGUGCUAUUUAACCUGGCUCUACUUCACCGCAGUUACAGCAACUGCUGUCGGCUAUGGUGAUGUCUCAUGCAAGACAAUAAUAAGCAGAUUAAUCCUCACCUAACCCUUGCCACAAUGGCAGAUAUUGAAAGUAAACUGUGGCUGACAGUCUUUGAUAAAAAAUACAGGUCAUCAGAUCAUGAGGGUAAUCUUCAUACUGAAGAUUGAAGAAAUAGGAGGUUAUGCUGAGAUAUCCCAUUUAAUUAUCAUCUGGAAGUACCUGAUCAGGAUAUUAACGUGGUGGUUUGUGGUGACUGGGUUUAUAUAUUAUGUAAGUAAGGAUAUGAAUACUUUUGUACCAGACUUAGUGAGGAUGAUUUUAGCCGUAUUUCCGGACUUUACUCCUUAUAGACCGAUAUUGCGCAACAAGCAUAUUGUGUUUUGUGGCCACCUGAACACAGAGAAGAUCCGUAUUUUUAUAAAGACAAGGAUUAACAGGGAUGCUGACCUGGUCUUUCUGGGCGAUUGUACUCCGUGUGUGAACUGCGAAUCACCACUCGAAGGCUUGCAUCCUGUCCAAGGCCUGGUUCAAGAUGGUCGAGAACUUGCUGCGAUCCAUAAAGCACGUGCCUGCAUUUUCCUCUCAAACCAAAAUAGCAAAGACCAGGAAGGGGAAGACUUAGGAAACAUAAAGUUGGCAUUAGAUGUCUCAAGAUCCACAGCUUCCCCAGUACUCCUGGAAUUGCUUCAGUGCAAGAGCAAGGUUGCUUUCACAUACCAGUUGGUACCAGUGAGACUAAGUUCAUUUGAUAUUGUUGAUUUACUUGAAUAGUUUAGAUUUGUAUU